Talpa occidentalis (Iberian mole) is the source of this 1411-nucleotide messenger RNA. RefSeq names its product cathepsin L (gene CTSL). The coding region runs from base 97 to 1104 and encodes 335 amino acids. Gene Ontology annotation, molecular function: cysteine-type endopeptidase activity. Gene Ontology annotation, biological process: immune response. Gene Ontology annotation, cellular component: lysosome. The transcript is spliced from 8 exons. Lineage: Eukaryota; Metazoa; Chordata; Mammalia; Eulipotyphla; Talpidae. The record is from RefSeq and is a predicted model, not a curated record.
GGCUGGAGGGGGGCCGGUUCGGUGACGCGGCGGAGGAAGCUGGCGCGGCUGGAUUCGGCUUGGCCUUCAGCCGGGCUGCUUUGAGGUUUUUGCAACAUGAAUCCUUUACUUCUCCUGACUGCCCUUUGCUUGGGAAUAAGCUCAGCUUCUCCAAAAUUUGAUCAGACUUUAGAUGCACAAUGGUCCCAGUGGAAGUCAACUCAUAGGAGACUCUAUGGCAUGAGUGAAGAAGGAUGGAGAAGAGCAGUGUGGGAGAAAAAUAUGAAAAUGAUUGAACUGCACAAUCGGGAAUACAGCCUAGGGAAUCAUGGCUUCACAAUGGCCAUGAAUUCCUUUGGUGACAUGACCAAUGAAGAAUUCAAGCAGGUGAUGAAUGGCUUUCAAAAGAAGAAACAAAAGAAGAUGGGGAAAAUGUUCCAAUCACCUUUCUUGCUUGAAGUCCCCAAAUCUGUGGACUGGAGAAAGAAAGGCUAUGUAACUCCUGUAAAGAAUCAGGGCCAGUGUGGUUCUUGUUGGGCUUUUAGUGCAACUGGUUCCCUUGAAGGACAGAUGUUCCAGAAAACUGGAAAACUUGUUUCAUUGAGUGAACAGAAUCUGGUGGACUGUUCACGGUCGCAAGGCAAUGAAGGCUGCAAUGGUGGUCUAAUGGAUUAUGCCUUCCAGUAUAUUAAGGAAAAUGGAGGGCUGGACUCAGAAGACUCCUAUCCAUAUCUUGCAAAGGACUCAGAUACUUGUAAAUACAAACCUGAGUUUUCUGCUGCCAAUGACACUGGCUACGUGGAUAUCCCAAAUCGGGAGAAGACCCUUAUGAAGGCAGUGGCUACUGUGGGGCCUAUCUCUGUUGCUAUUGAUGCAAGCCAUUCGUCCUUCCAGUUCUAUAAAUCAGGUAUUUAUUAUGAACCAAGUUGCAGCAGCGAAGACCUGGAUCAUGGUGUUCUGGUGGUUGGCUAUGGCGUUGAAGGAACAGAUUCAAAUAACAAUAAAUUUUGGAUUGUCAAGAACAGUUGGGGUACAGAAUGGGGUGAUAAUGGCUAUGUAAAAAUGACCAAAGAUAAAAACAACCACUGUGGAAUCGCUUCAGCAGCCAGCUAUCCCACUGUGUGAGCUGAUGGAUGGUGAUAAUAGAGGAAUUGAGCCCAGCAUAUCUGGAAGAAUUUUCUUAAAACUGACCCAGCCCUUACUGUAUAAGAUAAAACACUUGAAUCAUUGAGGAUCCAAGUUGUGAUUUGAAUUCUGUGACAUUUUUGUAAGGGUAAAAUGUUUUCACUACUUUAAUCACUGUUAAAAAUAGCUUUAUAAUGUUGAAUACUGAUCGUUUCAUUCUGAGACUUUUGAAUUUUCAUUUUUAAAAGGAUGUAUAAAACUUUACCUCUAAAAUAAAUUUUAAUUCUGUAUGUAGAGGUGGAAUGUC